CACUUUUAGAUAGAAAAUGGGACGGCAAACGACGACAUCUGCCUCGAAGGCUUGAACCGAUAAAGAAAGGCCACUGGUACUCCCAGGUCAAUCGUCACGCUGAUCUGUCCUCCUCCAUCUCCAUGAAGAUUGAAGAAGACCCCGUCGUUUCUCUUCAUUUCUCUUCUUCCCCCUAAAUUUAGGUUCUAAAAACUAAUCUUUCAUUCUAGGAUUGAAUCUUUAUAUUUUAUUCUCUCUUCAGGACUCACAGUCCCUACAUUUUCAACUCCUCUUUUUAUUAUUAACCCUCUUCUCUCCUGCACAAACCCUACUCAAUGGCCAAAACUAGACCUGGCAAAAGGGACAUAGAUUCCUACACCAUUAGAGGCACCAACAAGGUUGUCAGAGCUGGGGACUGCGUGCUGAUGCGACCAUCGGACACGGGUAAGCCCCCAUAUGUGGCGCGCAUAGAAAAGAUCGAGAUGGAUGGUCGGAACAACGUGAAGGUGAGGGUGAGGUGGUACUAUCGGCCCGAGGAGUCAAUCGGAGGGCGGAGACAGUUCCACGGAGCCAAGGAACUCUUCUUGUCCGACCACUAUGACGUGCAGAGCGCCCACACUAUCGAAGGGAAGUGCACCGUUCACUCUUUCAAGAACUACACCAAGCUUGAGAAUGUUGGGGCUGAAGAUUACUAUUGCCGAUUUGAGUACAAGGCUGCUACUGGAGGGUUCACUCCCGACCGAGUGGCCGUGUACUGCAAAUGUGAGAUGCCUUACAACCCGGAUGACCUCAUGGUGCAAUGUGAGGGGUGCAAGGAUUGGUAUCAUCCUGCUUGUGUGGGCAUGACCAUUGAAGAAGCUAAAAAAUUGGAUCGCUUUGUGUGUUCUGAAUGUUCAUCUGAUGAGGAUGUUAAAAAACCCCAGAUUACAUUUUCAGCAUCACCAGCUGCUGAUGCCAAGGUGGAGCCCAAGCGUCGGAGGAGAUGACCACAAUUGAGGGAUUGCAGGAGGAGACAACUAUUUGCGUGAGGAAGCGGCUCUUUAAGUGUUGUUUUGUUUAAUGUACAGCGUAGACUGGCGCCUGCUAGUAACUUGUGUAUUUGACAGAGAUAUAUAUAUGUAUCUCUGCUAGGUUAAUUAAAAUGCUGGACUUCUUUCAUUCUUCCCAAAAAGAUCAGAUUUCAGUUCAACUGUCGAUUUAGAAGAACACAUUGAACUGAAGGCAUUUAAGUGAAAAAGAAACCAGAUUCUGAACUUCUUGUAAUGGAUUGUGGCUUGCUUCA
Messenger RNA from Juglans microcarpa x Juglans regia, 1261 nucleotides. RefSeq names its product chromatin remodeling protein EBS-like. The record is from RefSeq and is a predicted model, not a curated record. NCBI's taxonomy places the organism in Eukaryota, Viridiplantae, Streptophyta, Magnoliopsida, Fagales, Juglandaceae. The transcript is spliced from 5 exons. The coding region runs from base 315 to 965 and encodes 216 amino acids. Gene Ontology annotation, molecular function: chromatin binding.